AUGGCGGCACCACGCCCACAGCAUCCGCCAUUGUGCGAGACCGACUCGGCCGCAUCCGACCCUCGCGACGUGCAGCGACCCUUCGACCUCAAGGGCAAGUCUCGCGCAUACGACGGCUUCACAAUAUCCAACCCCACCUCCAGCGCGCGCACCGUCGCCCCUGCCGCCGCACCCGUCUCGACGCUGCUCGGCGACACGUCGGACAAGACGAGCUGGAACUAUGUGCUGCGCUCCGGAUUUGCGGGCGGGAUUGCCGGAUGCGUGGCCAAGUCGGCCAUCGCGCCGCUCGACCGCGUCAAGAUCCUGUUCCAGGCGCAGAACCCCGAGUUUGCCAAGUACUCGGGCCGCUGGCUCGGCGUCUUCCAAGCAGGUCGCGACAUCGUUCGGUCCGAUGGGCCGUCGGCGCUGUUCCAGGGACACAGUGCGACGCUCAUGCGCAUCUUUCCGUACGCGGCGAUCAAGUACAUGGCGUACGACAAGCUGCACUUCUACCUCAUGCCCACCAAGCAGUCCGAGACCUCGGGGCGUCUUUUCCUGGCCGGGUCGGCAAGCGGGGUGUUGUCGGUGUUCCUCACGUAUCCGCUCGAGCUUAUUCGUGUGCGGCUGGCGUUCGAGACCAAGCGCAAGAGGCAGAAGGGUGGGGUAAGGCGCAUCAUUCGCAUGAUCUAUAGCGAGGGCGCCACCGAGGCGCCGUUCAGCAGCGAUGCACGCAGGCGCGCGGCCAGGACGGCACAGUCUGCACAGCAGGCGAAUCUCAGCACGGCCGCUACGAGUGCGUCGGCGAGCGCGUUGGGAAGCGCGCUAAGAGCAACCGAUCCCAACGUGCCCUCGGCAGCCGUGCCGGCGGGGAAUAGGUUGUUGGCACAGUAUCCGGUGCUCAAGUUCUACCGCGGGUUCAGUGUGACGGUGAUGGGCAUGAUCCCGUAUGCGGGCACGAGCUUUCUCGUGUUCGGAAGGUGCAAGACCAUGCUUCAGGACCUCUUCCCGCCGUCGGAACCAGCGGCAGAUGUACCCGGUAGUAGACGCAGGUGGUUCUGGCCCAGCAAGACCGUCGUGGACCUCUCGGCGGGUGCAUUGGCGGGCGCAUUGUCCCAGACAGCCGCGUACCCGUUCGAGGUGAUCCGGAGGAGACAGCAGGUCGGCGGCAUCAUCCGCCCCGGAGCAAUGCUCGGCAUGUGGGAGACCGCGGCGUGGAUCUACAAGACGAGUGGAUGGAGGGGGUUCUAUGUGGGACUCAGCAUUGGCUUCUUGAAGGUGGUGCCGAUGACGAGCAUCUCGUUUGCAGUGUGGCUGGGCAUGAAGCGGCAGAUGGGCAUCUGA
Messenger RNA from Moesziomyces antarcticus, 1320 nucleotides. Its product is annotated as mitochondrial carrier. Gene Ontology annotation, biological process: transmembrane transport. The coding region runs from base 1 to 1320 and encodes 439 amino acids. NCBI's taxonomy places the organism in Eukaryota, Fungi, Basidiomycota, Ustilaginomycetes, Ustilaginales, Ustilaginaceae. The record is from RefSeq and is a predicted model, not a curated record. The transcript has a single exon.